UGUCGUUCUGCCUGCUUAGGAAAUUCAUGGGACUUUAAAUUUCGCACCAGGACACUGGUCCACCGAGGGGGGUCAGUGAGGUUUUGCUGUCUCCAUGAACUCCACAUGAGAAGAGAGUGAGCAGAACUUCUGUGAACUGCACUGACAUUUAUUUUGCAAGUGCAUGGUUCUCAUUGCUAUUGAGGACAGUUUUUGUCAAAGUCGUGAGCUUGCCCUGUGAAAUAGGAAUAAUGACUGUUUCCAAUGCCAGGUCUGGCACAGCCAUGCAGCAGGUGCUGGAUAAUCUCAAAGAGCUGCCCCCUUCAACAGGAGCCAAAGACAUCGACCUCAUCUUCCUCCGUGGCAUUAUGGAAAGCCCUAUAGUUUGUUCCCUAGCUAAGGCUCACGAGCGAUUGGAGGAAGUUAAGCUGGAGGCGGUGCAGAGUAAUAACGUGGAACUAGUAAGCGAGAUAUUGUUGGAUAUGAGCAGUCUGAUUGGUCAUGAUGAGAGCGCAGCAGAACUUUGUAAGAUUCUUAAGGAACCGCACUUCCAGUCACUGUUAGAAGCUCAUGAUAAGGUGGCCACAAAAUCAUAUGAAGCGCCUCCCACCAGCACCAACUCCACCAGCAUAGUCCCUCAUACCAUCUCUUCGCUCAUGCCUGCUGACAUGGUUCGCAUGAUCAGCAUCCAGAAGAAGGCUGGAGAGCCACUGGGUGUAACAUUCCGGGUGGAGGAGGGCGAACUUGUCAUCGUGCGUGUUAUGCAUGGCAGCAUGAUUGACAGGCAGGGGAUGCUACAUGCAGGUGAUGUGAUCCGGGAGGUAAAUGGCAGAGAGGCAGGCAAAGACCCCAUGGCGUUACAGCACAUGCUGAGGGACUGCAAUGGAAGUAUUACCCUGAAAAUCCUGCCCAGCUACAGGGAUACACCCCCACCCGUACAGGUGUAUCUGAAGCCACAUUUCAACUACAAUCCUGACACAGAUAACCUGAUCCCGUGUAAGGAGGCGGGCCUGACUUUCUUUAAAGGUGACAUUCUGCACAUAGUGAACAAGCAGGAUACCAACUGGUGGCAAGCAUGCAAGAUAAAUGGAGGACGUACUGGCCUGAUCCCCAGUCAGUUUCUUGAGGAGAAGAGGAAGGCGUUUGUAAGGAGAGACUUGGAUGGUUCAGGAUUUCUCUGUGGGACAUUAACUGGGAAAAAGAAGAAAAAGAAAAUUAUGUACUUAACAGCAAAGAAUGCAGAAUUUGAUCGCCAUGAGUUACAGAUCUAUGAGGAAGUAGCAAAGAUGCCUCCUUUUCAGAGAAAAACUCUGGUGCUGAUUGGUGCUCAAGGUGUGGGACGACGAAGUCUCAAGAACCGUCUUAUAGUGUUAAACCCUUUACACUAUGGAACUACUGUACCUUUCACUUCUCGCCCUCCACGUGAUGAUGAAAAGGACGGCCAGUCAUAUUGCUUUGUGUCUCGGGAGGAGAUGGAGGCGGAUAUUAAGGCGAGUCGCUAUCUCGAGCACGGAGAGUACGACAGCAAUCUUUAUGGAACAAAAAUUGACUCAAUCCAUGAAGUUGUUCGCACGGGUCGCACCUGCAUACUGGACAUCAACCCCCAGGCGCUGAAGGUGCUAAAGACUUCAGAGUUUAUGCCAUUUGUGGUCUUCGUCGCUGCUCCAGAGCUGGAUACACUACGGGUCAUGCACAAAGCUGUGGUGGAUGCUGGGAUCACAACCAAACUACUGACGGAAACAGACCUAAAGAAAACAGUGGAUGAAAGUGCAAGGAUCAAACGUGCUUACAAUCACUACUUUGAUCUGACUAUAGUUAAUGAAAAUCUGGACAAAGCCUUUGACAAACUUCAGGCAGCUGUGGAGCAGCUGAACACAGAACCUCAGUGGGUCCCUAUCAACUGGGUUUACUGAGUCACACGGCAGUCCAGGCAACACAUCACUAUCAGGAUCAUUACCAUCAUCAUCCAUAUAAUUUCCAUCAGCAUUAUUAAAGAGAGACCGAUUAUUUUUACAAUUAAGUGUCUGAUAACUGAUAGAAUUGAAAAUCAGUUCAGCAUAUUUAUGUCUUAUUAUUGAAACAAUAAUAAAAAAAUUAUUAGACUACAACAAUAAAACCAUAAUAUGCAUAAUGAAUAUUUUAAUAAUAGUAAGAAUUAUUAUUAAUUUAUGUGCCAUUAUAUUUAUGUGGUUUUGCAAUCUAAAUAGUCACAAAUUUUAGUUUGGGUCUGUCUUAAUUAUUAAGCUGAAAAUACUAUGAGACUCUCACUUGAUAAUGAAUGCUUAUUGCGUUAAAAUUUACUUUACCUGUGAUCACCAUUAUUUUCUUUUGAAUACACAGUGGUGUUGUGGCGUUGAUGGGUUUAAGAGACCCAGCAAAUGGUGCCAUUUAUCAGUAGAUCCGAUAGUAAAGAACCAACAGACGUCUAGGAAGAAAAGUGUGAAUAUCGGUAAAAAAUAUCAAGUCAAAUCAAUUAGAAGUGUAUCUCUUAUCAUCUUCAUUAGCAUCAUAAUUUUCAUCUUCAUCACCAUUACAAUCAUUAUCAGUCAUUGGUCCUGUGCAGGUGCCAUCUGCUGGUCCAGGCCAACCCAGUCACUAUGCAAAUGUGCAUGACAUCCAGUCAUGACAUAAGUGUACUUAUUUAUUACCUUUUUUUUCUACUGACUAAGUGUGUUUUAAGAAUGUUACUUGGAGAGAAAAUGUUGACUGAAACAAAUAGGAAUUUUUUUAAUUGUCAUUAAAACUGUAAUUUUCCACAUAAGCUGAAUUGCAGUGGUUUACAAUUGGUUAUUUUAGCGUUUCGAAAGAAGUGGUUUACAGUGCAGGUUUCAUCUCAUUGAUGUAUCUGAAUCUUUUAGAAACAUGCUCACAUGUAGUUCGGUCACAACAGUAUGUCAAAGAAUUUAAGCAGCUUUAUAGUUAAGCCAGCUUCUGACUUGCACACAUUAUUUAUUAGUGUCAUCCUUUUAGCCUAUUGGAUUUAGUUUUAAUUCAAGUAACGCUAUGAGUAAGCCAAUUUUGACUUGUCAUCGUUUUUAACAGUUUGCUGUUGCUGAAUUCUAUGAUCUGCAUCGUGUUGCUUGUCAAAAUGUACAAUGUCCUAUUGUCCUAGUAUGCAGAAUCAGCACAGUAUUUAGCUUACUGCCUAGAACACUGCCACAAAAAAUAACCCUUAAAUAUUGAAUAGAUCAUCUGUCAUAAUCACAAGCAACUUGAUCUCUCAGAUUUCUAACUCUUAAUUACUUCAUGGCCAUAUUUAGUGAUGCACGUCUGUCUAUAGGUGCACUAGACCCCGGAAAUCGGAAUAGAAGUCCAUGUUUCAGAUUGCUCCAAUGUCAUUUCCAAACCUGUAUACAAUUUUUAUCUAGUUUGUGUAUUCACUUGAAAAUUCUAUAUUUUGCAAUACAGAGAGUUGUAUUUUCUGAAAUUAAACUGCUGUCUAAUAAAUUAAUCU
Molecule: messenger RNA, 3433 nt
Organism: Xyrauchen texanus (razorback sucker)
Lineage: Eukaryota; Metazoa; Chordata; Actinopteri; Cypriniformes; Catostomidae
Product: protein PALS2-like
Exons: 14
Coding region: 231-1892 (553 amino acids)
Cellular component (GO): plasma membrane; cell-cell junction
Molecular function (GO): protein binding
Source: RefSeq, a predicted model, not a curated record